This is a messenger RNA of Maniola jurtina (meadow brown), 1365 nucleotides long. RefSeq lists its product as uncharacterized. The record is from RefSeq and is a predicted model, not a curated record. NCBI's taxonomy places the organism in Eukaryota, Metazoa, Arthropoda, Insecta, Lepidoptera, Nymphalidae. The transcript is spliced from 2 exons. Bases 1 to 1266 code for a protein of 421 amino acids.
AUGAGUUCUGAUCACAUUCGCAAAUAUGUAGCGGAACUUCUUAAUGCACCAGUAUCCUUGCAAAAACAUGGCAUUCGAUAUGCAUUUGCCAGGUUAGAUUCUAAUGAACUCAAAAAUAUUUUUUCAGAGUUAUGGAAAUCUAGUGAAAACAGAAGUAUAAGAAAGGAUAUCUUUUGCGAGACAUAUAAAAGGCUUUGUAGAGAAAGUAAUGAAACAGUUAUUUUAGACGUGUGGGAGUUGUUAAGCAUGUUUAUCGAUAAACUAAGUUUUGAAGAAAAUGAGAAAAUAUACUUAACUCUAAGCAAUUUUGAGGAUAUACCACUUUCUGUUAGAGCAGCAUUUUGGCAGAAGAGCUAUGAAUUUUUUACAAAAGCGCCAGCCAAAUUAAAUUGUAAAAGCUGUAUUGAUGAGUUAAAUGCCAUAAUAACCGAUAUCAUGGAGUAUUUAGAUAUUGAUUUUAUGAGAACAAUGUUUUUCGAAAAUUUUGAUAAAAAGUUCUCUACGCAGAAAUAUGAUUACUGUCAAAAAAUAGCCCUGUAUUUACUUUCAACUAAGUCUGAAUCAGAUCAAAAAGAGCGUUAUGAACAAAUAUUUGUACCACUAAUAGAAAAAGCUGUUGCUAUGUGGGAUAAGCAAUACGAUGAUAUCCACUACACUCGAAAUAAUUUACUUGAUAUAUUUGAUUAUAUGAGUACAGAAUUUGAAGAUUUAGUUUUAAAAAAAGAAAUGGUAUUUCCCAUCGCCAUGUACACUGAUGUCCUGAAUAAACUCCAAAGUAAUUUAUCGAUAAAAGAAAAUUAUUUUCUCUUGUCAUAUGUAAAGUUGUCUUUAGGAUUCAUAACGACUCUGUAUGACCUGAAAACUAAAGUUAAUGAUUCAAAAGAAAAGUCUGAAGAGUUGAUACAUCUGUACAAAAAAACAGCGCCUGUUUUUGGCAGGUUGUGUUUGGAUUACUUAAAGGAAGAUGUUGUAAACAGUGGGCCAAUAGUUUACCUAAUUUUUGCGCAUGUUUUAAAACUUAUAUUCGACAAGUAUGUUCAAUACGAUAAAAUUUAUAAAAUGACUGCCUUAAAAAGUUUCCUUGAUAGCAAAGAUUUUAUUGAAGGCUAUUUAUUGGUAAUGGAACUAAUUUCAGGCUACAAUUGUAUGUCUGAAGACGAUGAAACAGCUCUGAAACAAAAGAUAUUAAAAGAAAUAAGUUUACAUCCUUCGGAAGAAAUCGCAAUGCAUUAUUGGCAUGCCCGCAAUCACGAUGACGGUUAUUAAUCCUCAACCCAAAAAGAGGGGUGUUAUAAAUUUGACGUGUGUAUCUGUGUAUUUGUCUGUGGCAUCGUAGCUUCUAAACUAAUGAACCGAUUUUAAUUU